Messenger RNA from Bemisia tabaci, 5639 nucleotides. It is a transcript of the gene Rab40, whose product is annotated as RAS oncogene family member Rab40. The record is from RefSeq and is a predicted model, not a curated record. Gene Ontology annotation, molecular function: GTP binding; GTPase activity. Gene Ontology annotation, biological process: intracellular signal transduction. NCBI's taxonomy places the organism in Eukaryota, Metazoa, Arthropoda, Insecta, Hemiptera, Aleyrodidae.
AUUGAUAUUGAUACAAAAAAAAACUCAAAACAAUACAAUGAAGUUAGUUGUGAUUUCCCUUAUAUUUUUUCAGAAUUUUUAUCAUUUAACUCGUAUGGUGAUUUAGUAAAUGUGUUCCAAUCGUCUCGCAGAUUUUGCACUCCUCGUUAGAGUUUAUUAUGCUUCUCACAAUUUCAAAACCAGCAAGUCCUAGGGAGAAUGGUUAUGGCUGUGGAAUCAAGAGUAUCCACUUGUCAAAGCAUGAAACAGUAUGAUUAUCUUUUAAAAUUUCUACUUGUUGGAGACAGUGAUGUAGGGAAGCAAGAAAUAUUAAGUGGCAUGGAGGACGGGUCUGCGGAAUCCCCAUUUUGGAGUGGAAGCGCCUACCGAACAACAACUAUCCUGUUAGAUGGGAAAAGAGUCAAGCUGCAACUAUGGGACACAUCCGGGCAAGGUAGAUUCUGUACGAUCAUACGUUCGUAUUCAAGAGGAGCCCAAGGCAUUUUAUUAGUCUAUGACAUCACCAAUAAAUGGUCCUUUGAUGGAAUAGACAGGUGGCUAAAGGAGGUGGAAGAGCAUGCUCCUGGAAUCCCCAAAGUUUUGAUUGGGAACCGGCUACAUCUAGCUUUCAAAAGACAAGUACCCACUCGGGAUGCAGAGCAAUAUGCAUCAAAAAACAGAAUGGCUUUCUUUGAAGUGAGCCCUCUCUGUGAUUUCAAUAUUCGAGAAAGUUUCAGUGAACUCUCUAGGAGAGCAUUACAUAGGAAUGGAAUGGAACGUCUCCUCAGGUCGAAUAAAGUUUUGUCGCUGCAAGAGUUGUGUUGUCGAGCUAUAGUGGCGCGCACUACUGUCUAUGGAAUUGACCAGUUACCGCUUCCCCUUCCUAUCAAAUCGUAUCUUAAGUCAUACACAAUGACCUCUUACACAACAGCUGCCUCAUCUUCGAAUCAGCACACGAUAAAAUCUUCAUCAAGCAAGAAACUCAGGUUUGGCAACAGCCAUCCAGUCACGUCGCAUCAAUCAUCAAUACAAACGCCGUCCAACUCCAACUCAAUAGAUCAAAGUAAGAACUGCGUCGGUCGCAACUCUUGUGUAAUUUCGUGAUGUUCCUCCCCCUUGUUCGCGUCGAUUUUACUGUCACUAUUUUUAAGAGUUAUGUGCUCUUAGACUCUCCACAAGAAUGUGGAGACAGAUCAGAUGUGCUCCUGAAUUAAUGUCAAUACUCUCGUCAUUUUCGAAUAAGGGUCAGUCAGCAUCCAGUCAUAUUCUACAUGGUCAAUUUUUUUAGACCUGUAUUCUGCCAUUCUCCACUCGAUCUAUUCCUUUUGUAGGUCUGUUAGAUGAAAUUUCUGAAUCUGCUGAUUGGCUUAAGAGACCAUUCUCAUAUUUUGAUGAUCAGAUGGAUCCAUUACAUUUUCCAAAUCCAGCAGGCAUCUAAGAGGAAGAUGUAGAAGUGCUUGAAGAAUUUAAGACUGUCUUCUUCUCUUAGUAUUCAUUUUAGUAUCCAUAAAGUCAUGCAAACCCAAAUAAGCAAUCAAGCUGAACAGAUAAUUGCAUCUUGUCACCUCUAUUCUAACCCAGAGCUAAUUUCUGAGCAGACUUUUCUUAACAAGCAAUAUUGAAUUUUUAACUGCACAUGUUUAUACAAUCAUAAAAUAUCUAGAGACAAUCCGACUGUAAAACAGAGGGAAUCAGAAUAAACAAGCAUCUGAGAUAGAAAGGUUGAGUGGUUGUUGCAUGAAUUAGUAUGUAUCAAUUUUUCUUCUUUGCUCAAAAAAUAAGCUCAAUGUAACCGGUCCUUUAAGACAACUUUUAUCAGCUGUUGUUAUCGGAAUGUUUCUCUAUAAAAUCGAGACACACAAAACUGAUCCCAGAUUUGGUCAAAAUGGCUCAUGGUUGAAUUUUAGGAUAGACAUCUGGUCACUUUUAGCAGGCGGAACAUUUUUGUGUAAUAUAGAGCCCAUUCUCUAGUCCAAAGUGAGUAGAAUUUUCAUUAAAAGCAACAAGAACUGCCAGUACAUACUACCAGUUGCUUCUGGAAUAGUUGACUCUUCCUUAGUGAACUUCUUCUGCUUGGAUCUUAAUCUCAUUAAUAAAUAAAGCCCCUCAAAGUGUAUUUUUGGAACUAACUCAGUAUUAUGCAGCACUCACAGCUGGAGAAUUCUGCAGUAUUAUGCAUUCAUAUAUUGUCAGAAACGAACUUGUUAAGAUUAGUUGUUUGAUGUCUGUUUGUCCCUUUAGAGCAAGUGAACAGUGAGAAGAAUUUAUUAUGUUCAGUUCUGGAAUAGCAGCACUCACAAAUGUUUAAAAACCAAGAGAAGUAAUACAUUUAUUCGAUCUGCCGUCAUUUGUUGCAUUCGGGAAUAAGUAUUUUUCCUUUUAGAGAGCAUGCUUUUUUCAGAAUGGAAGGAUUGACAACGGAUUGAAUAAAACAUAUUUCUUAUUUUUUAAAUCAUUGAAAGUGACAGUCAUGCAAACUGGAAGAUAAGUUUGGAAAAGGUAACAAGAGCAAGACCUUGAAACUGGAUCAGGGGUGCAUCUUGCUGAAUUGUGUUUUGAUGGUUGAUUCUUAUCUAUAGUAAAAGAAAAUGAACUGUUACUUAAAAUACCGAAUGUGUUUAUUAUAUGCAUCUAAGAUAUUGCCAAUCAAUGUAUGUUGUGGAUAAUACUAUCCACCACCAAGAAACUUUCUUGAGUUUUUCUAUUUUAACCGCAGAACUCAUAUCGCAUGCCAGAUGUGAUUAAAAACAAAACACUCUGCUCAAAGCUCUCAACUUAGAUCUUCCUGCUUUAUUCAUUUUUUUUACUUGUAUUUUUUAUCAAUGUAUACUUCGUAUUUUUGGUAAUUUAAGCAAUAAUCUGUGUUAAAUGGGUUGAAAGCGAGGAAAAAAAAUUUAGCUAGCUGAUUCAAACAACCUUUAAAGCUUUACCAUUUCAGCUGAGUUAUACCACACCCCUUCGAUGAAGACCGAAUUUCAAUGAACAGUUGGCAGAUUUUUGUUUACCUUCUUGAGUGAAUAUUGUUCUGUGCUACUUUCGGUUGACAAUAUCUAAUUGGUAUAUGAAGGCGAAAUUCAAUGUUAGCAGAAUUUUUUUAUUAGUAUUCAUUUUUGGACAAGAAUAUUCCAUCAAACCAUAAUUUUUUGAUGAACAUGCCUGGCCGUUGUUCAGAGACCCUGCAAGAUCUGAUUGUGAGAUGAAUUGACCAUGUAGGCAGUUUCAGACGUAUUCCAGCACUGAGAAGUUGUCUUUGAAAAAUACUUACAUCCCAAAAAUAUAAUUAGUAUUUGAAAUUUUUAUUUUCUGUGGAACUGUCCAAACUGUUUUUAUCUUUAUGAUUAUUUUUUGUACAUUAUUUUUUUAUUUAUUUUUUUCUCACCGUUAGUUAUUUUUUUUUCUGUUUUACUGUUUGAACUCAAAAGAUGGUAUACUUCGGAGUAACUGAACCGAUUUUCAGUUGAAGCCUCCAUUCUAGUUUCAAUAUGGCGGUACAACUAUCUCCUCUAUUCUGCUGUCCUCUAGAGCCCUGGGUGUGGCAACAGUUAACACUUUGAACAGAGACAUCAUCUCUUCUCUUUCCGGUUGUUUUAUAAUUCUUUGACUUUUUGUUUCACACUUCUAACCCUAAAAAUAUUGGAGCCUACAAUCAGCCCAGCUGAACAGCUCUAAAGUUUACUUCGAUUGAUACCCUAGAUUCAUAUUAGCAAAAACCAAUUAUGCUGAUCGAAAUUCCAAACUUCUACGACCCUUUAAAUGGUAACAGUGCCUAUAGAGAAACUUAUCGAAUCGUGUUAUUUACUACAAACACCUAUCCCAGGGCUCUCUCCACCUUGGUCUGAUUAAUCAACAAUGUACAUAUUUGCACUGCUUGCUCAAAUUGCGGCACUCGACCAAGUCUUGUGGUAGGGAUAAAGCCGGUCAUCAAGUUUUCUAAGAGGCGAUAUGUGCAAUCAUCCUUUUUUCAUCCGUUCAUCUCUAAUAAUAAAUGAUGAGGAAAUUCGAUAGUUGAAUCUUUGUCAGUAUUUUUUACGAAUAUUUCCAUGUAAUCCACCAAAACACAAGUUUUCUGAAUUUGCAGCUGGUAUAUUGGCAUUAAAUGUAAAAAACGUAGCAAAAACAAAUCGGCGCACACUUUUAUGGAGAAAAACCCGUGUUUCUUGUCAGACAUGAGGCAUGUUAUAACUGUUGAACUAUGCAACAUUUUUGGAAGAAUUGUGGAGUUAUAAUUAUCGGAUUUUUUUUGUAAAAAAUUCAAGGAUGUUUGUGAUUAAUACUUGCAAAUCCUGCUGAAGUUACCGGCCAAACGGACUUUACAAAUCAAAAAUUGAGUUUAUAUACUGCACUAUUUGGCUGUCAGUUAAGAUCUAUUUUUUUACUUCAUGACUCAGAAAAUUCUCCCCUCUUGUUGUUUGAAAAAAAACUUUCAAAGGUGGAACUAGCGGGUGGCCUUAAAGGGCCUAAAGAUCCUCUCAGCGCUCUUCAGAAAAUUUUUAAGACCAAGAAAUUAAAUAUAUUUGUCGAGGGAUACAGGAGGGUAUGCUGUUCUCUUUACUCCCUUCACAAGGAACCCCUAGUUUCGCCCACAAAAACUCUUUACUAAUAACUAUUCAAAAUGAAAGAAACAUCAUUGUAUAAUUUCAAUAACUGGGCCGAUGUUGGGUUAGAAUAAUCUUCCUUCCCUUUCAUUCCAUUUGAAUUUAUGUACCUUGAAAACGAGUGUCAGAAACAGAGUUCACAUUUUAGAAUCUGGCCCCAAAUCACUUUUGUAGGACUUAGAUGUAUAAAUUAAUUUUCCCCUCUAACAUUACGGCAAAAGUAUGGUACAAGAUAAAAAGAAAAUGGAAUUUCAAAUCGUUAGAAACUUUGAUAUUUUGUAAACUUUUCUCCCUCCACACAAAUAAUUAUUAAGCUGAUUUUUUGCAUGGAGGUUCUCAGGCUUCUCCUUCCUGUAAAUUAACUUUUCAGUCAUAACCUCAGUGCAUUGCAAAUUUUUCAGAAAUCAUUCUGAAUUCCAUGUGUACUGGAAUAUUGCCUGUAUUUACCACAAAGAAAAAUGAGAAAAAGAAAAGAAAAAAGUGUAAUAAUCAGUUAUAAUGACUGCAUAGCGAAUUACUAAGUACAUGCGGGGUAGAAGGUUAUUUUAACCUUAAGUUGUGCCCUUGUUUUAAAGCAACAGCAACGAUUGUCUUAUUCUUCGCAGUUGCUGGUAAAUUCUUGUUCAUAUCACUUUGGCUUUGUGUUCCUGCUUCAAGCGCGGCAAAUCUAAAAAUUGGUUGUGAUGUAGGUAUUUAUUGUGUGAUGCUAUUGGAAAUUUGCGCAGGCACUCAGAUUCCUUGUUAGAUUUGUACUUACUGUUUCCGCUGGAUGAAAGUUAGGUCCCUGUUGAGUGUCACGUUUAUUAGUCAGUACAAUCAACUUUAAUCUCUCGACCUUGUAAAUACAUGUUUUAAGUUGUAAAGACUCAGUUUUGUUUUUAUGUUUUAUCACAAUUAAAAUUAUCGUAAUGUACGUGUUAAUGAUAUUGAUGUCAUUUUAUCAUAAAUAUAUACUAUCACUAUUUUUAUUUGUAGGUUUUAUAGUAAAUUCAACUAUCCUUUGUACCUAUGAUUAUCGUCAUUGAUCUAAUCGUUGUUUAAAUAAAUGCUAACUUGUCAAUUGAA